This is a messenger RNA of Pleuronectes platessa (European plaice), 3661 nucleotides long. It is a transcript of the gene fgf2, whose product is annotated as fibroblast growth factor 2. The coding region runs from base 515 to 982 and encodes 155 amino acids. NCBI's taxonomy places the organism in Eukaryota, Metazoa, Chordata, Actinopteri, Pleuronectiformes, Pleuronectidae. Gene Ontology annotation, molecular function: fibroblast growth factor receptor binding; growth factor activity. Gene Ontology annotation, cellular component: cytoplasm. Gene Ontology annotation, biological process: positive regulation of gene expression; fibroblast growth factor receptor signaling pathway; regulation of cell migration. The record is from RefSeq and is a predicted model, not a curated record. The transcript has 3 exons.
CCUAGUGGGCGUGAGCAUGCGAGUGUGUGUGUGUCUGUGUGUGUUGGGCGCAUGCGGACUGAGGCCCGAAGGGGAAAGCCUUCCACGCAGAUCUAAGCCAGCUGCCCUGCUUUUAAUACUUCAUUUGCAAGAAGAGUAGCAAACAGGGGGAAGCCGCAUGCAUCCCCUCCACCAGUGUGCUCCCAGUACACUGGCUGGCAGCUGCCUUUCCUACAACCAGCAGACGAGCAGCUACAAACAGUAGAUUUGGACCUUUCAGACUUUGGAGGCUCUUCCAGGAGACCCUCGGCUUCACAUUCCCAGGACUCAAAGGGCAUUUGCUGCCCUGAGUGUGGGGGUGUUCGAGCCAUCUGACCUGUGGGGUUAAGUAGAAUCAGUAGGAGUGAGACUCUGCGGAGGAGGGGAGGAGGGCACGGGCAGCGGUCGGUGGGAGGUGGGAGGCCUCGGCGGGGCUCCUGCACUGCUCAAGAAGGAGAGUAGGCAGUCGCCGGGAAGCGGGGGAACAGAGGAGGAGAUGGCCACGGGAGAAAUCACUACCCUUCCCUCCACACCUGAUGACGGCAGCAGCGGCGGCUUCCCCGCCGGGAGCUACAAGGACCCCAAGAGGCUGUACUGUAAAAACGGGGGGUUCUUCUUAAGGAUCAGGUCUGACGGGGGAGUGGAUGGAAUCCGGGAGAAGAGCGACCCCCACAUAAAACUGAAGCUCCAGGCGACCUCAGUGGGGGAGGUCCUCAUCAAAGGAGUCUGUGCUAACCGCUACCUGGCGAUGAACCGAGACGGACGCCUGUUCGGAGCGAGACGAGCGACGGAUGAAUGCUAUUUCCUGGAGCGGCUUGAGAGCAACAACUACAACACCUACCGCUCCAGGAAGUAUCCCAACAUGUACGUGGCUCUGAAGCGAACCGGCCAGUACAAGACCGGGAACAAAACCGGACCGGGUCAGAAGGCCAUUCUCUUCCUCCCCAUGUCGGCCAAGUGCUGAACCCGGGGGGGGCGAUGGAGGAAGUUCUUAACGGCGAUGACAAAGAAGAAGAUGUGACGGCAAUGGAGACAGAUGUUGCCCCCCCCCCCCCCCAAACAGCUGUGAUCUUUUCCAACUGUUACGUCCUAACAGUUGUUUAUGUUAAUUUUUUUUUAUCUUGUCUGCUCUUCUUCAGCACUUCUUUGAAAUUGUGGCACACGUCCAGACUGUAAACGUGCAACCAAUCAACGGCUUCACUGGUUAAACUGCAGCCAGCAGGUGCCUUGCUCAAGAGCACCUCAGCACUAUUUGUUAAUUUACUCCAUGCAGAUCCUCCCUCUCAGAAAACCAGUCUGCGUCUUGGCCUCCAGUUAAUGAGCGUGUGAGUCUCGAGUUUGAAAGCAGGACGCAGGUCUCCCACAUGAUCGGGAUUAACAGAGCGACUCAGAUCCUGAGGUAGAGCGACUCGAGGAUAAAGGACUGAAAAUAGAGCAGCUGAAUUUUCUAACAUUUUAUUUGACAAACCUAAACACAGCAAACGCUACAAAUCAAAACCCAUUAGGUGCCUUGCAAACGUCUUUUCUACAAUAUUCAGUAUCUCCACUCACUUAAUGGGUUUGUCUUAAUGUUCUGGUAAAACAACAUUCCCUGAUUUGUCCUUGUAUAAUUAGAGAAGAAUGUAAAAUGCCCUGAAGGUUUAUUGCACAGGAGAAUAAUGUAUAAACAAGAGGUAACAGUGGUGUGGGUCCUUCCAGUGUGAGAUGAACCGUGGGAGACUUUUCAGUUCAGUCCAGUGCACCGUAUUUCUUCAACAGUCAAAACACUCCAGUCAUAAAUACACUUUAAAUAUGAUUAAUACUGACAAACCCGUGUGUCAACAUAGCUUAUCGUGAUCCUCCAUGACCCAGUUUGAUGAUGGCGUGCUAGGAUUUCAGUGUCUGAGGAAUGGGCCGGUGGUACAGCUGGUAGAACAUCCCCGAGUAGACGGCCGGGAGCUCCUCCAAGCCGAGGUCGAUGCCGUCGAAGCCGCGCUCGAGCCCGUGAAGCAGCAGCCGGGCCAGGCGAGCCGUUAUGGGCGUGGUGUCACUGGUCUUGGCCAGCUCGGUGAGGUCCAGCCAUUCGCAGCGCAGACACUCCUGAGUGCAGAAGUUGAUGUCGUACGUGAGCGGGCUGAGUCGGCAGAUGAUGUACAUGUCCGACAUGCCGAAGGCGCCGGGGUGGUUGUGCUGCUGCCGGAGGCUGAGCAGAGAUCUGAACUCGGAGCGAACGCCGGUUUCCUCGAAUACUUCACGUACGGCAGUGGCACCUGGGAAAGAUGAAAUCACACGUAUAUAUCAAAUCACCACGAAAACUGAUGUAGAGGAAAGGAAAAUGCUGCUUUGGAUAAUGUAUAAAAUAUUAAAGCUGCUUUAAAAACGAAGGGAAUGGGGAGAGACUCAGCAUAUAUAUAUAUAUAUAGAAAGUGCCUUGUUUUAUUACGUUCAAAUGAAUGUAUAUGCAUCAUCUUAAAAUCUAAAUGUAAAGGGUUUAGCUAGAUGUACUGUAUUACUGUUUUGUGCGACACUCACCGAUAUUUUCUCCCGGAUCCGACAAACCACCGGGAAACUUCCAGGCGUUCUUCGUCUGAAAGUCAGGAGCAAAGUUCAACAUCAAGUGAGACGGACAUGAAUCUGUUGGUGUCGAGCAUGGACUGUGUUUGGAGAUGGAUCACGAGGCUCCACUAUAAAGUGAGGACACCUGACCAAAGCCGGCGGGGUGGGGGGGGGUCCCCGAGGGCCUGGGCCGGGCUCGUAGAAAGGAUAAUUUGGUUAUUCAUGUUGGCUGCUCCUAUGCUGCUCUACUGCAUAUUUGUAAUGGGGGUGGGGGGAGGGGAACAAUCAAAAAAGAAUGUGCGUCAGUAACAGGCUGGGAUCAGGUUCAGAUUCAAAGUUCAUCUGUUGGGCUUGAACAGAAGAAUGUGAUAAGAGGGAGGCAUGACCACCUCAUUACAACGACUUAGAAUGACAGAAGGAAGUUAUCUGACUCAAAUACAAAUGGAUCAAAUAAGUUUUCUCUGUCGGAUGGCUGAGGGGGAGGAGUUCAGACAUCCACUUGCCUCCUGGGUGGCUCCUGGAGGCAUCUCCUCUUUUUCACCUAUACUGCAGCCGGCCACCAGAGGGCAAAUAUCAAUGAUUUGGCUUCACUUUUGGGGCGAUGUCAUAUCGUCCAUCUUUAUUUACAUUCUAUGAUGUAAUAUCACAUUUUGAAGUCACUUGUUAGAGGAAAUAUUUUAAAGGUUAAGCUGUAGUUUUUUUUUUACUCUUAAUGAAAAUUACGGUAUCUAGUAGGGGAUCAUAUAUGAUCUUAAAGAGAGAUUGUCUUAUACAUAUGAAUUUAUAAUUAUACGCACAGAGAUAUUUAACGCUCUGAUCUGAGAAUCUUUUCAUAUUUUAUAUUUAGUGCCUCACUCUGGAGUGUUUAAUGUGUGUGUGUUUGUAUGUGUCUUCAAAAAAACUGUUUCACCACUUAACCUUGAAAAAUAACAUUUUGCUGCUGGUUAAAUUAUGAUGUUAGUUUUUUGUGUGUAUAUCUAUUUUUGUAGUUACCUAAAGAUUUUUGUUCUGCUGUGCUUGUGCUCGUCUUGUAUUGUUGACAGAAUGAUAUAUUUUUGGAGCUGUUUCUAUAAAGGAUGAAAUAAAAGGAGGUUUUCUGUAACUUUAA